Brassica napus (rape) is the source of this 1851-nucleotide messenger RNA. RefSeq names its product protein IDA-LIKE 3-like. The record is from RefSeq and is a predicted model, not a curated record. The coding region runs from base 1375 to 1644 and encodes 89 amino acids. The transcript is spliced from 2 exons. Lineage: Eukaryota; Viridiplantae; Streptophyta; Magnoliopsida; Brassicales; Brassicaceae. Gene Ontology annotation, biological process: floral organ abscission.
UCAUUGUACUGAUUUAUUUGCAUAAAUUUCACAAUAUACAGAAUUCUCUUCAACAAAUUCUUUAUAAAUGAAUUUAAAUGAACAUAUAUUGGUUACUAACACCCUUUUAGUGAUUCUAAAUGAACAUAUAUUGGUUACUAUCCUUAAAAAAAAAUACAAGUAUCCAAUGGCAUAAACAACUUUGUAAAAUUAUCUAUAUUGAUUAUCAUUGGUUUUUCAGAAUUGAAAAAAAGGUUAGAAAUCAAAGGAAAAAAAUAGUCUUUCAAAUGAGAAAAUUCAAUCAAUUUUUUGAGAUCUUUAUUUACCAUAUAAAGUUAUUCAAUGAUAAAAAAAUGAAAUAUUAACUUUUUUGUUAGAGAAAUUUCAUUGAGUCUCUACCGAUAACAAUAUCCUAAUUCUUAUAAAUUAUCGGCGAGGAAUAUGGAAAAUGAAAAAUGAGAACAUGACUCUACAGUGCAACAUUUAAUUUACAUGUGCUAAGAGAAUGCAUUUGAAAGGUGCAGCUUGAUGGGAGAACUUUCAGCUAUACUCUGAGUAGCAAAGUAGCUUGAACAUAUAUCUUGGGCUCAUGUCUUGAAGUAUCACACGUUAUCAUUACUUUUGAUGUAUAAGGCUUGAUCAUGAUAGGUGUUGUGACUCGACCACCAGCUUAGCAAUCUUUCAGGAACCAUUUUGAAUUUUGAGUUCUUUAACUUAUAUAUCUGAUAGGAGAACAGACUAAUAUACCCCCAUAACUUAUAAGCCAUGCAUGGAAACAAAUAAGAAAAAUUGUUCUUAAAAAAAACAAAUAAGAUAACUUAAUUAAAGACAGCUAAUAAGAAGUCUUACUCCUUGUUUUGGGUCAUAUAAAGAGCUAUAAAUUAAUCUUCUUCAUCUUCAAUCAGUAGUCUUCCCAAAUGGAGGACCAAUUAUAAAAAUACUAGUACAUGACUUCAUUAAAAGUAUACUAUGAUUUGUAUUCUCCUCGUUCCAAUAUCCCUAAUAGUAUAUUGUUUAGAUUAAUAGUAUAAGCUUUAUUACUUAACGACCAGUAGUAAUCCAUGAUUCCUUGACAAAAAAAAAAAGUAAUCCAUGAUUAAUUUGGAAUCUUUGGACGUAGGUGCCGUGGGUUCCUUAAACAUAAAAACAUAGGAAUAUAGCCAUAUAUAAGUCAACAUCUUCCAGUCACCAUCCUCUCUAUCUCUCUUCUUGAUGCGCCCAUAUUUUUUGCUAUUAACAAUUCAUAAUCUCCACUUUUUCAUUCCAUCACCUUCAACAGAAACACCCUUUUAAAAUAUUAUAUAAUUCCACCCAAAAAGCUUUCAACUAAGGAAUAUUUCCUCCUCCUUCUCGCUCUCAUUUUCUCUCAUCGGCUCCAACCUUUUAAUUUAUCAAAUGUUUUCUCAAAAUCGCAGAACAUCAAGAAUCAACCAACUCAUGAAAACAAUCCUUAUUCUUGGUCUUCUUCUUAUCCCUUCUAGUUGCUGCAAUGGAGCAGGAACCACGAACGUAUUCAGCACGAGUUCACCACCCAAAGUACAAGACCACAGAAGUGUACAGUAUUGGUGGUUCUUGCCACAUCGUUUCCCGGUUCCAGGUUCUGGUCCUUCCAGAAGACACAAUGACAUCGGUUUAAGUACUACUAGUACUCGAUCUUCUCCUUGAAGGAACCAGGAUAAGAAUCAAGAAGAAACUUAUUGAAGGAGCAUGGCCCAGCAAACAAGCAAGAAUAAAUCGGUUUCAUUGAAGGAAAUGAGCAAACAAGCUUUGUGGAUGUAGCAAGAUAAAAUCUUGUAAUUACUUGGAUAUCUCAGUAACUUGCAUAGGUUCUUUACAGAAUAGUCUAGGGAAAUGGUACUUCAGAUUGCUUGA